Molecule: messenger RNA, 813 nt
Organism: Trifolium pratense (red clover)
Lineage: Eukaryota; Viridiplantae; Streptophyta; Magnoliopsida; Fabales; Fabaceae
Product: putative expansin-B2
Exons: 4
Coding region: 1-813 (270 amino acids)
Biological process (GO): sexual reproduction
Cellular component (GO): extracellular region
Source: RefSeq, a predicted model, not a curated record
AUGACUCUCUCUUAUGGACAUGCAUUCUUUCAUAUACUCAUCUUUGUAUCACUCUCAAUAUUCCUAGUGACCCCUUCCUCUUGUCUUAAUCCUAGGAAGCUUCUUAAUUUUACUUCAUACUCCUUAUCUGUUUCAGAUUCAUCUACAAUGGCUACUUUUUAUGGACCUCCCAACGGUGAUGGAAGUGAAAGUGGUGCUUGUGGAUAUGGAAAUAAAGUUGGGUUGCCUCCAUUCAACUCCAUGAUAUCUGCAGGAAACCAUGUCAUCUUUGCAUCAGGAAAAGGCUGUGGUUCUUGUUAUCAGAUGAAAUGCACAGGAAAUUCUGCAUGCUCAGACAAUCCUAUUACCGUUUUUAUCACAGAUUAUUGUCCUGAAUGUGAUCAUUAUUUUGAUUUAAGUGGUAAAGCUUUUGGUUCUAUGGCAAUUUCUGGUCAAGCUGACAAGCUACGCAUUGCUGGAAAAGUUCCCGUUCAAUAUAGUAGAGUUGCAUGCAACUACCCUGGUGUAUCAAUAGCUUUUAGUGUGGACUCUGGAUCUAACCAAAAUUAUUUUGCUACCGUAAUUGAAUAUGAGGAUGGGGAUGGUGAUCUCAAAACCGUUGAACUCAAAGAAGCACUUAACUCAGCAAAUUGGGAAAGCAUGCAACAAUCAUGGGGUGCUGUUUGGAAAAUUAAUAAAGGGGCACCAUUGAGAGCACCAUUUUCUAUUAGGUUAACUACAAUUGAAUCUGGCAAAGUAUUUGUUGCCAAUAAUGUCAUCCCUGCAGGUUGGAAGCCUGGUCAAAUUUAUAGAGCAGUUGGAAAUUUCAACUAG